UGGAGCUCUUCUGCCAUCUGACCCUCCGAAUUCGGAUUCGGAUUCCGAAAGUUGGGGGGGCAAUCCCGGCCCCGCCGAGGAGGAGGACAGGGGCUUAGUGGGGCACACACAACCUCCGAACAUGACGGAUGGAUGGAGCUUAGAACCAACCACGGCGUCAGACGUCAUGGCGCAGAGAUAUAAGCGACGUCGUUUUGCCAAGGACCCAUCCUCAGAGCUCGAAAUCGACGCCGGGAUGACGGCGUUUUCUGAUGAAAAUGAGUCUGGUUGGACAAUCUGUGUACAUCCCGAAGGCGCUCUGUAUUUUGUUCGCCGACAAAAGCGAAACGAGAAGAGUGAGGCAAACAUUACUAUCCUCACGAACGCAGAUGUCAAGGACCAGGAACGAUGUAUUUGCGAGCAUCUGGACAACGCUAUUGAUGUCAUCCUCGCUCAAGUUAUCGAACGCGGACUCCAGGUUGACGCCGAGUUGGUGUUAUGCCCUAAUAUCAAGCAUAAAACAAUCGGCUACUACUUCGUGGACGUACAGGCUCGCUGUAUGAUAUGGGCGGAGACCCUCAAGUUGUCAGAGACACGUAUCACUGAGAACGUCAGAGGUUUUCGGAGCAUGGAACAUAUCAGGUAUGCGAUGGAGGCACAGUACUGGGCCCAUGUCGAGGCGUUUCCACUUGCUAGAAGCUUCGAUGAAAAGACGUAUAACGAGCUCAGCCAUGCUGUUCUUCAUGCCAGUGCCGAGCGACUAACGAGCAAAACAUCACUAUCCCCUUUUGAUGCGGAUGAACUAGACAAGAUUCGAGAUAUUUUAGACUCUCUGCAAGACCAACUGCACCACGAGAGCCCGUAUGCGGUAUGCAUACUUGCUCGACUAUCACAUACAUUUGCGGUGUCUCGGUUGCACAACUUCUGCGGACAACCCGAAGCUCGCCUCGACGCUGACAAAUCUGUGUGGCCGGACAAUACGCUGAGCUCGCACUGGAUCUUCCUCAGCCUUUCUGUCUUCAUGUUUGGUACCCCGUAUUCCCAGCUCGAGCGACUGAACAACGUCUGGGUAGACCGCACGGUAAACUCCGCAAGAUGGAAGGAAUACAUCUCGACCGUGUACGAUGAAUUCAUGGGAUUAACGCUUUACUCAACCGUGAUGCUGACCGUCGAUGUAUCUUUCCUGGCCGUCCCCGAUGUUGAAGUCGCUAGUCUGGGAAACGAGGACGCAUCGACGGUAUCCACCUACCUUUCGAUCAUUGCGAUUGUCGGAUCCAUGACGCUCUCGCUUCUUCUGUCUGCGGAUGCACGCCGGCGCAAGUCAGAGUCAGCCUCUAAAGCGGCCGGUCUGCUCAACACCGUGAAUAUGCUUUUCGGGCUCGAGCUGUUAGCCAUUAUGUACAGCAUGCCGUUCGCACUCCUCAUGUGGGGAAUGGUAAGCUUCCUCAUCGGCUUCUGCUGCCGUGUAUUUCCACAGGCGGCGAUAUACACGAGAUGCCUGUGCGCCGUUGCGUUGCUUAUUCUUGUUAUGGCCGUGGGCCUGCCGUUAUGUACGUGGUGGUGCGUGAAGAAGUUAGACCCUGCAGAUGAUGAGGCUCUCGAGUAGUUCUCUGGUUAUUUGUUGGGACAAUAAUGAAAAGAG
Coniophora puteana RWD-64-598 SS2 is the source of this 1621-nucleotide messenger RNA. RefSeq lists its product as uncharacterized. Lineage: Eukaryota; Fungi; Basidiomycota; Agaricomycetes; Boletales; Coniophoraceae. The coding region runs from base 122 to 1585 and encodes 487 amino acids. The record is from RefSeq and is a predicted model, not a curated record. The transcript is spliced from 14 exons.